This is a messenger RNA of Anoplopoma fimbria (sablefish), 2580 nucleotides long. It is a transcript of the gene glud1b, whose product is annotated as glutamate dehydrogenase 1b. The record is from RefSeq and is a predicted model, not a curated record. The transcript is spliced from 13 exons. Gene Ontology annotation, biological process: L-glutamate catabolic process. Gene Ontology annotation, molecular function: L-glutamate dehydrogenase (NAD+) activity. NCBI's taxonomy places the organism in Eukaryota, Metazoa, Chordata, Actinopteri, Perciformes, Anoplopomatidae. Bases 109 to 1731 code for a protein of 540 amino acids. Gene Ontology annotation, cellular component: mitochondrion.
UCAACCAGAGGACGCGACCCACUGAGGAGCUGCUGCUGCGACUCUCUGGACACCUCCACCUCCUCCUCCUCCACCUCCACCUCUCUCUCUGCUCCACCCGGUCCAGCCAUGUACCGGUACUUCGGGGAGCUGCUGAGCCGGUCUGCCGGCGGUGCUCUGGCCUGCGUGGACUCCUCUCUCCCGGCGUCCUCGUCCCUGAUGCGGCUGCGCCAUUACGCAGACGCGGCCGACAAACCCGACGACCCCAACUUCUUCCGCAUGGUGGAGGGCUUCUUCGACCGAGGGGCCAGCAUCGUGGAGGACAAGCUGAUCGAGGACCUGAGGACCAAGGAGACCCCCGAGCAGAAGAGGAGCCGUGUGCGUGGCAUCCUGAGGAUCAUCAAGCCGUGCAACCACGUCCUGAGCGUCUGCUUCCCCAUCAAGAGGGACAACGGGGAGUGGGAGGUGAUCGAGGGGUACCGGGCCCAGCACAGCCAGCACAGGACACCCUGCAAGGGGGGUAUCCGUUACAGCACAGAGGUGUCUGUGGAUGAGGUCAAAGCCCUGGCCUCUCUGAUGACCUACAAGUGUGCUGUUGUCGAUGUGCCAUUUGGGGGAGCCAAAGCUGGAGUCAAGAUCAACCCCAAGAAUUACUCUGAUAAUGAGCUGGAGAAGAUUACCAGGAGAUUCACUAUUGAGCUGGCCAAGAAGGGUUUUAUUGGACCCGGCAUCGACGUCCCGGCCCCAGACAUGAGCACAGGAGAGAGGGAGAUGUCCUGGAUUGCCGACACAUACGCCAACACCAUUGCACACACUGACAUCAACGCCCACGCGUGUGUGACGGGAAAGCCCAUCAGCCAGGGAGGAAUCCACGGACGCAUCUCAGCCACCGGUCGUGGAGUUUUCCACGGCAUCGAGAACUUCAUCAACGAGGCUUCCUACAUGAGCAUGCUGGGCCUGACACCCGGCUUCCAGGACAAGACCUUCGUCAUCCAGGGCUUUGGUAAUGUGGGUCUCCACUCCAUGAGGUACCUGCACAGGUUUGGGGCAAAGUGUGUGGGCAUCGGUGAGAUUGAUGGAGCCAUCUACAACGCCGAGGGCAUCGACCCCAAACAGCUGGAGGACUACAAACUGCAACACGGCACCAUUGUGGGCUUCCCAGGAGCCAAACCCUACGAAGGGAGCAUUCUGGAAGCUGACUGCCACAUCCUGAUCCCUGCUGCCGGAGAAAAGCAGCUCACACGUGUCAACGCCCCCAGGAUCAAGGCCAAGAUCAUUGCUGAAGGUGCCAAUGGACCCACCACUCCAGACGCUGACAAGAUCUUCCUGGAGAACAACGUCAUGGUUAUUCCUGACAUGUACCUGAAUGCUGGCGGUGUGACCGUGUCUUACUUUGAGUGGCUGAAGAAUCUCAACCAUGUCAGCUAUGGAAGACUGACCUUCAAAUACGAGAGAGACUCAAACUACCACCUGCUGAUGUCUGUGCAGGAAAGUUUAGAGAGGAAGUUUGGCAAGCAGGGUGGGCCCAUACCUGUGGUACCUACCGCUGACUUCCAGGCCAGAGUUGCUGGUGCCUCUGAGAAGGAUAUUGUUCACUCUGGUUUGGCUUACACCAUGGAGAGAUCUGCCCGGCAAAUCAUGCGCACGGCAACCAAGUAUAACCUGGGUUUGGACAUUCGGACGGCCGCUUACGUCAACGCCAUCGAGAAGGUCUUCAAAGUCUACAACGAGGCGGGGCUUACCUUCACAUAGAGGGCCAAUCACGACCCACAAGUCCUCUCCCCCACCCCCCACCCCCACUGCUAUUGAUCAACCUCUCCUGCCUCUUCUGCCCUCUAAACAGCCUUCAGAACAUAUCACUGUUUACCGCUACACACACACACACACACACACACACACACACACACACACACACACACACACACACACACACACACACACACACACACACACACACACACACACACACAGCGAAACAUUGGCUAGCCUGGUAUUUAUCCUGUGAUUAUACUGUAUCCGCAUUUCUGUUUAAAUGUUUCCCUGUUUUGCCUGAGGUUCUAUCGAUAAAUAUCAGAGAGAGAGUAACAUCCUGUCUCUCCCACAGCCCUCAUUUAAACGUUCAUGUUGGCAGCGUUUAUUUCAGUUAGACAGCACUACAGAUGCCUUAUUUCAGAAGAAAGGUCUGCUCUAAAAGGGAGAGGCCAAUUAAAUUUAACUUUAAUUAAAAGGGAUUUAUCUUCAUGUGAAUAAAAGAGAGUAGUGAUUUUAUUAAUCUUGAGUUUGUCGUCCCACUCUUCAGGAGCAGUGGUUAGUAGUGAAGUUGCCAAGAGUAAAGAUUCUUUUAGAUUCUAGGUUCUCCUCUUCCCUCUUUACCUGCUUUUCCUUUCACUCGUAUAUUAAAAGCUGCUUCUCCCCCCCCGACUCCCCCGCUGGCCAAGAAGAGUCACUGCGAGGUGUCACUGUGACCGCCCGUCCCGUGGUAGAACCUUCCUCAGUUUUAAUCGUCCAGUUCUUCGACAUUGAAAUUAUUUUCGAGGAGAUUACCUUUUUAUUUUUUAUUUUAUUCAUUUUUGGAAACCAAUAAAAUGUUCAUAAAAACUC